Penicillium macrosclerotiorum is the source of this 570-nucleotide messenger RNA. RefSeq lists its product as uncharacterized. The record is from RefSeq and is a predicted model, not a curated record. NCBI's taxonomy places the organism in Eukaryota, Fungi, Ascomycota, Eurotiomycetes, Eurotiales, Aspergillaceae. The transcript has 2 exons. The coding region runs from base 1 to 570 and encodes 189 amino acids.
AUGGCAGGCUUUGAAACGGAUUUCAUGGCUUCGAGCUCCUCCAACCAGCACAGAGCCCGUUGGGCUCUCCGUAUUCCCUUGGCGCAACUUGUUGCACUAGAAUAUGGAUUUCUUUGCACAAGGGAGAGCCGUAGAAGGGACCUUAUUUCCGCCAAUUUGACACUGGUCCUCACGUUUCUUCGUCGGGGCACAUGGCGACCGCCCCAAGGAAGUAGGGUUGUCGCCUCGGCCCUGGCUCCAGCCUCAACGCGACCGGGUGGAUCUUCGCGGAUCCAGAAGAACUAUCGAAGUGAGCCCAUUUCGAUGCAAGAUCACUCGUGGCCCUUCAUUCAUCAGGACAAAAAGGGCACUGAGGUCGAGUGGCGUGAGCACGACCGAGCGAGCACAUGGCCCAAGUCAUCCCGGGGAAAAGAAAACUGGGAGGUCAGCCAGCGUGGGAACAACCAUGAUCCACAAGCCCCGAAAAUGCCAGACGUACUUCCCAGUCCCGACGGUGUCGAAAGGACGUUUCACGGCCCCAGGCUAGCCCAUUCCAAACAGUCCCGGCCCUCGGCGGCCGGUUCUGAUUGA